UGCUACGCUUGGCACCAACUAAAAAUGGAAGGCGAUGGCAGGAAGAGGGCGGCUAAUUGGUCAAACGCAGAGGAGAUGGUUUUAAUCGAGGAGUGUACAAAAAGGGAGGAGACUUUAUUUGGGAAAAUAAAGGGGUGUGGUGCAUUGGGGAAAAUUUCAAAACUGAAAGAAAAUGGGUGGCAAGAGGUGGUUGAUGCUCUGAAUUCACAAUUUAUAACAAAAAAGAGGGAAAUAGUAGAGGUAAAGAAGAAGUAUCAUAAUAUAAAACAAAGAAGUAAAGAAAAACUCGACCAGAUGAAAAGGCCCAAAACAGGUGGGGGACCGAAUCAAAAACAAGCUACUGGUACAUUUAAGGAAGAUUCGGCAGAUAAAACUAGUACGAUAAUGACACCAACACCAAAAAGGCAAAAAGUUUGUAAAGGGUUAACACAGCUAGAAGAAGAAAACAUAAGAUUAGAUAAUGAAAGAAUAAAAUUAGAGAUAGAAAAAUUGAAACAACAAAGGAGAAAUUUGGAAAUAGAAUAUGAAAUUCUGUGUAUAAAAAGAAAUAAAUUAAAUGAAUGA
Messenger RNA from Patella vulgata (common limpet), 564 nucleotides. Its product is annotated as nuclear apoptosis-inducing factor 1-like. The coding region runs from base 25 to 564 and encodes 179 amino acids. The transcript is spliced from 5 exons. The record is from RefSeq and is a predicted model, not a curated record. Gene Ontology annotation, cellular component: nucleus. NCBI's taxonomy places the organism in Eukaryota, Metazoa, Mollusca, Gastropoda, Patellidae.